ACCCGUGCUAACAAAACCCGCGCAAAUGCGAGCCGCGGCCGUCUUCCCCGAGAAGCCAUGGCGGACAGCGCCGGCGCCGCCCUCACCACCGGCGACGAGGAUCCCUCCCACUCGGCCGUCCCUCGCGAGCUCCCCUCCACGCUGCUGAUCCCCCCGCCUCCGACCAGCGGGAGCCGGGCCUCGCGCAGGGCGGCUGCGGCGGCGGCGGUGGGCGGCGGCGGGCGAGGCGGGAGGAGGAAGGCGGUUGCGCCGGCUCUGGCUCCGGCUCCAGACGGUGCAGGAGGGAGCAGGACAGACCGGCUCGUGGAGGCGGUGAGGGUGGUCGGGAGGAACGUGGACGCGGGGGUAGCGGGUGCCGACAUCCUGGAGCUGGCCAUGGCGAAGGGGCCCAUGUUCGCGUGGCUGAGCUACUGGCCGGAGAAUGGGUACCCCAAGGAAGACCAACCCUACUGACACGAUGCGUCGCCUUAGCACCAGGACCAUGUGGGAGGAAAACUGCUGAAGAUUUGGAUGCUGCACCGAUGUCUUUCAUGGUGUCGAAGUAUUGAGUGACCAGAACUAAAUCCAUGACAUCCUUAGCUGAAGUCCCAGGCACAUUGCCAGAGAAGCCGAGCACACUGUCUCUCAGCCCAUCAACUAUGGCUUGUCGCUGCUUUGCAAUGCCAAUGCCAGAGAGAUAUUUGGCUUCAGCUUCACCCUCAGCCCUCUUGAUCUGAAUGAUCUUCUCUGCCUCUGCCUUCUCAUUUGCUGCGACACGCAUUCUUGCAGCUGAGAAAAAUGAUAAAAAGAAAUGGU
Phragmites australis (common reed) is the source of this 795-nucleotide messenger RNA. RefSeq lists its product as uncharacterized. Bases 58 to 453 code for a protein of 131 amino acids. The record is from RefSeq and is a predicted model, not a curated record. Lineage: Eukaryota; Viridiplantae; Streptophyta; Magnoliopsida; Poales; Poaceae. The transcript is spliced from 2 exons.